Molecule: messenger RNA, 1383 nt
Organism: Phytophthora infestans T30-4
Lineage: Eukaryota; Oomycota; Peronosporomycetes; Peronosporales; Peronosporaceae
Exons: 1
Coding region: 1-1383 (460 amino acids)
Source: RefSeq, a predicted model, not a curated record
AUGUCCGACCACGCGUCCGAACCCGACGCGGACGCCGGACUGCCACUGCGUCACCGUCUGUUCCCACGCGCGAUGGCUUGGAACGUGCAGCGUCAAAGCGGGUCUCCCACUCCCGAACAGCUCAUUUUGGCCGCCGCCCACGUGCUGGAGCAACAGCAGAGUCGCGUCGAAACUUUGGACGUCGCCCGCUCUUUUCCGCUUUUGCAAGCUGCCGUGGUGGACGGGAGCCUCCGGCUAGCGCUAGAGACCCGUAAUGCACCUCCCAGACCUGUUACGACCCAAGAUAAUGAACGCGAACGACUAUUUCGUGCCAUGGGCAAAUACUUGGACGGCACGACCGCCACACAGGCGUCUCCGGUCUACACACAACCGACAUCACACUAUUACCAGACUCCACCACCUCCUCUCCGCCCUCCAUACGGUGGAAUGCCGUCUCCAGAUCGCAUGACGGCCGAGCAACACGCUGCGUUCCAAGCCAUGAAAAUCUCCAGCUACGCCGACGAGGAGCAGAGGAGCUGGGCCUCACAGAGUCAAGUGCUUAAUACGGGGCUGCGGACGCCACCUGCUGUGUCUCUUACACCACCAGGAGUCCACCAAAUCAACCUUCGCUCACCUCCGAGUGCCACAAGUGGCAAAAAGAGGACGCGAGGGUCCACGCCCACAGCUUCCUCCUCCUCAGCUGUAGGUAGAGAUGAGAUCGCACCUUCACUAGCACGCGCCCUACUUACGGGUUGUGGUGCAAAGCAAUGUUCCUUUGAAAGCUGCAAGAAAAUUGCAGUAAGUAAAGGUCGAUGCCGUGGCCAUGGCGGUGGCCGUAGGUGUCAACAAACGGGCUGUACUAAGUGCGCACAGAGUCGCAGUCCGUUCUGCUGGGCACAUGGCGGCGGCAAGCGCUGCGAGGCGCCAAAUUGCCGUCGCAGUCGCAAGACUAAGAGGUUCUGUGUGGAUCACGUCGAGAUGGAGCUCGCCGUACCUCUAAAACCAGAAGCGGGCAAGACGUCCAAACCCACUUCCAAGUCAAAGUCUGCGACAUCAUCUUUCAGAGGUAAAACUUCUUCUAGCUCAUACGCGAGCGCUGACUCGGACGAUAGCGUCGGCAGACAGUCCACCAUCUCCUGCGACAGUAGCUUCUCGUCCGUCUACAACAAAGAAAACACGCGCAUGACUUCGGUUGACUUUCGUCAGCAUCAGUACGCUGGCGAAGUUUCGGGCAUUGGCGCGCCGUCUCUGCAGCUUCCCAGUCUAAACGAGGCGCUGCUUCGGACAGUGCCUGCGCAGUAUUCGUCUGAAGCGCUGUGGGCGACACGAACGCCGUCGCCGCCAGCUCCCCCCUCGCAAUAUAAGAGUGGAUAUCGACCCUGGCCAGCAAAUAAUGACAAGUAA